Meloidogyne enterolobii is the source of this 496-nucleotide messenger RNA. NCBI's taxonomy places the organism in Eukaryota, Metazoa, Nematoda, Chromadorea, Rhabditida, Meloidogynidae. The record is from the annotation of a GenBank genome assembly.
GUUUUUUUUCAGAGGCCUUUUUAAUGUUAGAAUUCACCCUCCAUAUCAAUUUAUUUUACUAAUGAAUGCACUAGCAAUGCUUUGCAGUGCUUGCAAUCCUUUACUUUAUACUCUCUUCUCUAGAAGAUUUAGAACAAGAAUAGCAGCUUUACUUUGUCCCUACUCUUUUGCUAAAAAAGUUUCAGCGGUAAAGGCAGGUGCUAGCAGUGUGAUGACAACUAGAAGAGCUUCAAAAUUAUCUCCAACUAUGACGAAUGGGGGUGGAUUGUUAUUGACACAAUGGAGUGGGUUUUUAAAAUUUUUUUAAAAAAUUGUUAGUGAAAAAAUAAUUUUCGGAAAAUUGUUUAAUAAUAUGUAGGAUGAAGCAUAUGUUUAAUAAUAAACCUGAAGCAAGAAUAAAAUAAACUUGAAGCAAAAAUAAAAUAAACUUGAAGAACAACUUGAAAAAAAUAAACUUGAAAUAGUCAAUAAGGAAUAGUUAAAACUUGAAAACUUA